AGCAAUCGCUGAAGCUCCCUUAUCUUAAGAGAUUAGGGCAAAUCAAAUUGCCUCCAGAGAUAUGGAGUCCCCAUCUCACAAAUCAAGCACCCACGAGUCUGGUUCGAUCUCUGCUCCAUGCUUCCAAGGAAUUAGAAAUGUUAGAGAAAUCAAAACUGUGGAGUCAUACUCAGGAUGUGGCCUGCAUCACUAGAAGAAUAAACCUCCUAUCCCUCCUCUUCCAUGAACUCAACGAUAAAGACGUUGUCAUACCUCCUUCGGCAACGGCGAGUCUGAGAGAGCUCCUGACGGUCAUAAACAAGACCAAAGACAUAUUACAAGACACGACCACAAGCUGCUUAUGGGACAUCAUGGAGGCCGGCUCUGUGUCGCGGCGGUUGCAGGAAAUCACGAGGGACAUGGCCAAGGCGCUGGAGAUGCUGCCACUUGGGUUACUGUCCGUGUCAAGGGAGGUCGGGGAUCAUGUGGAAUUGGUUAGAAUACAUGUCAGAAGCACUCCCGAGCUAGACAAGUAUGAGUCGAACCUGAUACGUGAGUUGGAAGAGGCCGUGGAAAGGUUGGAGAGGAAGGAAAAAGGUGCGCCACCGGAUUUGGAGAGGCUGAGGGGCCUCUUCCUCUGUCUCGGUCUUGAUAGCCUCUCUAAAUGCAGAGACGAGAUCAAGAAACUGCAAUACCAGAUCUCACUGCAGGCCGGCACAGAUGCCGCACCUUAUGCCAUGGAGAGAUUAGGGAGCUUGAUUGGUCUCGUGAUCCACGUCAAAUCGGUCUUUUUCCAAAGAGAAGAAGAGGAAGUGGAAGAAGAUGAUUGUGAACGGGUGCCAUGUUCCCCUUCCUUCAGGGACGCGGUGGCGUCGGGCUUGGGUUCGGUAACUAGACCUUUAGUGGGCAAGGAGAAAGAUGAUGGUUCUUGGAAUGUCCCUGAGGAGUUGAAGUGCCCGAUAUCGUUGGAUCUGAUGAGAGAUCCGGUGAUUGUGGAAUCAGGACACACAUACGACCGCACCUCCAUCUCUGAAUGGCUUGACUCGGGCCACUCCACCUGCCCUCUCAGCGGCCAGAAGCUCCCGCGGCAGCCUCCUCUCAUCCCCAAUUACGCAAUCCGGAGCCUCGUUAGCCAGUGGUGUGACCGUCACAACGUGCCCUUUCAUCUCAACAACGCCGCCGCCGUCGGAGACGAUACCGUGAAAAUGACUGCGGCUUUCUUGGUAGGAAAGCUCGCGACGGGGUCUCCCCAAGUACAGACGCAGGCGACUUACGAGCUCCGUCUCCUGGCCAAGCGCAGAACGGAAAUCCGCCAGUGUAUAGCUGAGGCCGGGGCAAUCCCUUUUCUGGUUCCUCUCUUAUCUUCAACUUCAGAUUCUAGGGCUCAGGAAAACGCUGUCACUGCGCUUCUGAAUCUUUCCAUCAACGACAACAAUAAGGCUCUCAUAAUGGCUGCGUCGGGUGCCGUGGAUGCCAUUGUGGGAGUGGUGCAACAGGGAGGCACUAUGGCUGCUCGAGAGAACGCUGCUGCCUUGAUUUUUAGUCUCUCUGUGGUGGCCGAUUACAAGGUCAUCAUUGGCUCCAAGCCUGCGGCCAUUCCUGCGCUGGCGACCCUUCUUCGAGAAGGUAACUGUAGAGGUAAAAAGGACGCUGCUACUGCUCUUUAUAACCUUUCAGUUUACAAGACCAACAAGGACGCUGUUUUGAAAGCCGGUGUAGUUGGUAUGCUGUUGAAUAUGGUUGUGGAAAGAAGUGACGAAGAGAAGGAAAGCGCGACCGUAAUAGACGAUGCUCUCGCGCUACUAUCCCUUCUGGCGGGCUGUGCUGAAGGGUUGAACGAGAUUUUGGGCAGUGAGAAGCCGGUUAUUCCUACUUUGAUUGAUUUGGUCAGUGUGGGAUCGGACAGAGGAAAAGAGAACGCCAUUGCAGUGUUGACAGCCAUGUGUCACAGCGGCGGGGAGACUAUGGUAACAAGGUUAGCAGAGAACAUUAUUCUACUCCUGCAAAUGGUAACGUCCACUGGUUCAUCUCGAUCGAAAAGAAAAGCCGCCUCGCUUCUCAAACUCCUCACGGCUCGCCCCUCACAGUCCCCCACUGCAAACCGGUAAUUUCCUAUACAUUAAUUUCAUGUUACCGAACGACCAUAGGAAGAAAUUUACCAAAUGGGUGGAACUGGAGUGUUGUAAAAGAUUAGUUGUUUCUGACUCAGCUACAGCUGCCUGUAUUUAAUCAUUAAACAGAGUGACGGGAGGCAAUGAGCAUUAAAUCUAUAGGCAACUUGGUCUUUGCCUGUUGCAGAGACAGUUUCCAAGGUUCGGUUCCCAAAAUAUUAUAAAUAGUUUUAAUCGUUCCACAAAUUGUGGAGGAGUAGUUGAAAUAAAUAGUAGAAAAUUUAUUUCAACG
Messenger RNA from Cryptomeria japonica (Japanese cedar), 2382 nucleotides. Its product is annotated as U-box domain-containing protein 1. Gene Ontology annotation, molecular function: protein binding; ubiquitin-protein transferase activity. Gene Ontology annotation, biological process: protein ubiquitination. The coding region runs from base 138 to 2087 and encodes 649 amino acids. Lineage: Eukaryota; Viridiplantae; Streptophyta; Pinopsida; Cupressales; Cupressaceae. Gene Ontology annotation, cellular component: cytoplasm; nucleus. The transcript has a single exon. The record is from RefSeq and is a predicted model, not a curated record.